AGGCAGCAGGUUAGGCAGUGAGAAGUUAGUGGCGCUGCUGGGACGGGGUGGGGGGGCAAGGAGACGCUUCUUCCUCCUGCUUUGCUCCUCACCUUCCCGGGAUCAGGCGCGGCGGUGGCCGCGAGUGGUUCGGCGGCGUCUCCGGCUCUGCGUGAGAACCAUGCUGACGGACAGCGGGGGCGGCGGCACCUCCUUUGAGGAGGAUCUGGACUCGGUAGCUCCGCGAUCCGCCCCAGCCGGGGCCUCGGAGCCGCCUCCGCCGGGAGGGGUCGGGCUGGGGAUCCGCACCGUGAGGCUCUUUGGGGAGGCUGGGCCCGCUCCGGGAGUCGGCGGCGGCGGCGGCGGCGGCGGCGGCGCGGGCGGAGGGGACGGCGCGCUGGAUUUCAAGUUAGCGGCUGCCGUGCUGAGGACGGGCGGCGGAGGUGGUGCCUCGGGGAGCGACGAGGACGAGGUGUCCGAGGUUGAAUCAUUUAUUUUGGACCAAGAAGAUUUGGAUAACCCAGUCCUUAAAACAUCAGAGAUAUUCUUAUCAGGUCCAGCAGAAGGAGCAGACUUGCGCACAGUGGAUCCAGAGACCCAGGCGAGACUGGAAGCAUUGCUAGAAGCAGCGGGAAUUGGCAAAUUGUCAACUGCGGAUGGUAAAGCUUUUGCAGACCCUGAAGUGCUCCGGAGACUGACGUCCUCAGUUAGCUGUGCGCUGGACGAAGCUGCUGCUGCACUGACACGGAUGAGAGCGGAAAACACACACAGUACAGGACAAGCAGAUACUCGCAGUCUGGCAGAAGCUUGUUCAGAUGGAGAUGUGAAUGCUGUUCGUAAAUUGCUAGAUGAAGGCAGAAGUGUAAAUGAACAUACAGAAGAAGGAGAAAGCCUGCUGUGUUUGGCUUGUUCAGCAGGAUAUUAUGAACUAGCACAAGUACUGCUAGCUAUGCAUGCUAAUGUUGAAGAUCGAGGGAAUAAAGGCGAUAUAACUCCUCUGAUGGCAGCUUCCAGUGGAGGUUAUUUAGAUAUUGUGAAAUUAUUACUUCUUCAUGAUGCAGAUGUCAACUCCCAGUCAGCAACAGGAAACACUGCAUUAACUUAUGCUUGUGCUGGAGGAUUUAUUGACAUUGUAAAAGUACUUCUUAAUGAGGGUGCAAAUAUAGAAGACCAUAAUGAAAAUGGACAUACUCCCCUAAUGGAAGCAGCCAGUGCAGGUCAUGUGGAAGUUGCCAGAGUUCUUCUAGAACACGGUGCAGGCAUCAACACUCAUUCUAAUGAGUUCAAAGAAAGUGCUCUGACGCUUGCCUGCUACAAAGGCCAUUUGGAUAUGGUUCGAUUUCUGCUUGAAGCUGGUGCAGAUCAAGAGCACAAAACUGAUGAGAUGCACACUGCCUUAAUGGAGGCUUGCAUGGAUGGCCAUGUAGAAGUGGCACGUUUGCUUUUGGACAGUGGUGCUCAAGUGAAUAUGCCUGCGGAUUCCUUUGAGUCUCCGUUGACUCUAGCCGCCUGUGGUGGACAUGUUGAAUUGGCAGCACUGCUUAUUGAAAGAGGAGCAAAUCUUGAAGAAGUUAAUGACGAAGGAUAUACACCCUUGAUGGAGGCUGCUCGAGAAGGGCAUGAGGAGAUGGUGGCACUGUUGUUGGCACAAGGUGCAAAUAUAAAUGCCCAGACAGAAGAAACCCAAGAGACUGCUCUUACGUUGGCUUGCUGUGGAGGCUUCUCUGAGGUUGCAGAUUUCCUGAUUAAGGCUGGGGCUGACAUAGAACUUGGCUGCUCCACACCUCUCAUGGAGGCGUCUCAGGAGGGACACCUGGAGUUGGUUAAAUAUUUGCUGGCUGCUGGUGCUAAUGUACAUGCUACCACAGCAACAGGAGACACAGCUCUAACCUAUGCUUGUGAAAAUGGACAUACAGAUGUUGCAGAUGUUUUACUUCAAGCAGGGGCCCAUUUAGAACAUGAAUCUGAAGGUGGAAGAACACCUUUGAUGAAAGCUGCAAGAGCUGGUCAUUUGUGCACUGUUCAGUUUCUUAUUAGCAAAGGUGCCAAUGUGAAUAGGGCUACAGCCAAUAAUGAUCACACGGUAGUGUCACUAGCCUGUGCAGGAGGCCACUUGGCAGUGGUUGAACUACUGUUGGCUCAUGGAGCUGACCCUACUCAUCGACUCAAGGAUGGAUCAACAAUGCUGAUUGAGGCUGCGAAAGGUGGCCACACUGAUGUCGUUUCGUAUCUGUUGGAUUAUCCCAACAAUGUUCUCCCGGUUCCUGCCGCGGAUGUGUCUCAGCUCACCUCUCCGCCGCAAGAUGAGUCUCAGGUUCCACGUGUACCCGUACACACACUUGCCAUGGUUGUGCCUCCCCAGGAACCCGACAGAACCUCCCAGGAAACGUCUCCUGCCCUUUUAGGAGUGCAGAAAGGUGCAUCCAAGCAGAAGUCCAGUUCUCUGCAGGUAGCAGACCAGGACCUACUGCCACCUUUUCACCCAUACCAGCCUUUGGAGUGCAUAGUAGAAGAGACUGAGGGCAAGCUGAAUGAGCUGGGACAAAGAAUUAGUGCCAUUGAGAAAGCCCAGCUUAAGUCUUUGGAGUUAAUUCAAGGUGAGCCUCUCAACAAGGAUAAGAUCGAAGAACUUAAAAAGAACAGAGAAGAACAAGUCCAGAAGAAGAAGAAAAUACUGAAAGAACUGCAGAAAGUGGAAAGGCAGUUACAGAUGAAAACACAGCAGCAAUUUACCAAAGAAUACUUGGAAACCAAAGGUCAGAGAGAUGCAGAGUCUCCACACCAGCAGUGCUCUCAUAGAGGAAUCUUCGUGGCAGGGGAAGAAGAUGGCCGUUUCCCAGAGGAUCACUCUUCAGAUUCGCCCCAGGUUGAUACAGUCUUACUUAAAGAUCAUGGUAUUGAUGAUAAGCAACAGUCUCCAGCAUCAGCUGAACAAAUUGACUCUGUCCCAGUCCAGCCUCUAUCAUCUCCACAAUGUAACUUUUCCAGUGACUUAGGUUCUAAUGGAACAAAUUCUCUUGUGCUUCAGAAAGUAUCAGGUAACCAGCAGAUUAUAGGACAGCCUCAGAUUGCGAUUGCUGGACAUGAGCAGGGGCUGUUAGUUCAAGAGCCAGAUGGACUCAUGGUUGCAACUCCAGCCCAGACGCUUACCGACACUCUUGAUGACCUGAUAGCAGCUGUGAGUACCAGAGUGCCUGUUGGCUCAAACAACCCCUCUCAGACCACAGAAUGUCCUACACCUGAAUCCUGUUCUCAGACUCCAAGCACUGUGGUUGCCCCAUCUAUGCCCCCUGUGUAUCCUUCAGUUGACAUCGAUGCACAUACUGAAAGCAAUCAUGACACAGCUUUAACCCUAGCCUGUGCAGGUGGUCAUGAAGAACUUGUGUCUGUUCUGAUUGCACGAGAUGCUAAAAUUGAGCACAGAGACAAAAAAGGUUUUACCCCACUGAUCCUGGCGGCAACAGCGGGGCAUGUUGGAGUUGUUGAAAUUCUUUUGGAUAAAGGUGGAGAUAUAGAGGCACAAUCUGAGCGAACUAAGGAUACUCCACUUUCUUUGGCGUGUUCUGGUGGACGUCAGGAGGUGGUAGAUUUGCUGCUUGCCCGAGGAGCCAAUAAGGAGCAUAGGAAUGUGUCUGAUUAUACACCACUGAGUCUGGCUGCAUCUGGAGGAUAUGUGAAUAUUAUUAAGAUUUUGCUUAAUGCUGGGGCAGAAAUUAAUUCAAGGACUGGGAGUAAACUAGGUAUUUCUCCAUUGAUGUUGGCUGCAAUGAAUGGACAUGUUCCCGCAGUGAAAUUGCUGCUUGAUAUGGGUUCAGACAUUAAUGCACAAAUAGAGACCAACCGGAACACAGCUCUCACCCUGGCCUGUUUCCAGGGUCGAGCAGAAGUAGUGAGUUUGCUCUUGGACCGCAAAGCCAAUGUUGAACAUAGGGCAAAGACUGGUCUUACCCCCUUGAUGGAGGCGGCUUCUGGAGGAUAUGCCGAGGUUGGAAGAGUUCUCCUUGAUAAAGGAGCAGAUGUGAAUGCUCCUCCUGUGCCUUCCUCAAGAGACACAGCUUUGACAAUAGCCGCAGACAAAGGCCACUACAAAUUCUGUGAGCUCCUCAUUAACAGGGGAGCUCAUAUUGAUGUUCGUAACAAGAAAGGAAACACACCACUUUGGCUGGCAUCCAAUGGUGGUCAUUUUGAUGUAGUACAGUUACUAGUGCAAGCAGGUGCUGAUGUGGAUGCAGCAGACAACCGAAAAAUCACACCUCUUAUGUCAGCAUUUCGCAAGGGUCAUGUAAAAGUUGUUCAGUAUUUGGUGAAGGAAGUCAAUCAGUUUCCAUCUGAUAUAGAAUGCAUGAGAUACAUAGCAACAAUUACAGAUAAGGAACUGCUGAAGAAGUGUCACCAAUGUGUUGAGACGAUUGUGAAGGCUAAAGACCAGCAGGCUGCAGAGGCAAAUAAAAAUGCAAGCAUUCUCCUAAAAGAGCUGGAUCUGGAAAAGUCAAGAGAAGAGAGCAGAAAGCAAGCUCUUGCAGCUAAAAGAGAGAAAAGAAAAGAAAAGAGAAAAAAGAAAAAAGAAGAGCAGAAAAGGAAACAGGAAGACGAGGGGAACAAACCUAAAGAGAAUUCAGAACAACCAGAGGGUGAAGAUGAAGAGGAGAAUGAUGAAGAUGUGGAACAAGAAAUUCCCAUAGAGCCUCCGAGUGCAACUACUACUACCACAAUUGGAAUCUCUGCUACAUCUGCCACCUUCACAAAUGUAUUUGGGAAAAAAAGAGCCAAUGUAGUGACAACCCCCAGCACUAAUCGGAAAAAUAAGAAGAAUAAGACAAAAGAGUCCCCUCCCACAGCACAUUUAAUUUUAUCUGAACCAAAUAUAUCUUUAGCACAACAAAAAGCAGAUAAAAAUAAAAUAAAUGGAGAACCCAGAGGUGGUGGUACAGGUGGGAACAGUGAUUCGGAUAACUUAGAUAGCACAGACUGCAACAGUGAGAGUAGUAGUGGUGGUAAGAGCCAAGAAUUAAAUUUCACCAUGGAUGUGAAUUCCACCAGUGACAGGAGGUGCCCCACAGUUCUCAAUUCUCAAGAAGAAAAGACAGUUACUGCCACUUCCAAGACUCAGACACGCCUUGAAGGUGAAACAAAUGCAAAUUCCAUGUCAACAAGCUACAAGUCAUUGCCAUUAAGUUCUCCAACCAUGAAGCUGAAUCUCACUAGUCCUAAAAGGUGUCAAAAGAGAGAAGAAGGGUGGAAAGAAGUUGUUAGAAGGUCAAAGAAAUUGUCUGUUCCAGCCUCAGUGGUAUCCAGAAUAAUGGGAAGAGGAGGAUGCAACAUUACAGCAAUACAAGAUGUUACUGGUGCCCAUAUUGAUGUAGAUAAACAAAAAGAUAAGAAUGGAGAGAGAAUGAUUACAAUAAGGGGUGGUACAGAAUCAACAAGGCACGCAGUCCAACUUAUCAACGCACUUAUUCAAGAUCCUGCAAAGGAACUAGAAGAUUUGAUUCCUAAAAACCAUAUCAGGACGCCUGCCAGCACCAAGUCCAUUCAUACAAACUUCUCAUCUGGAGUAGGCACCACAACAACUUCCAGCAAGAAUGCAUUUCCCUUGGGUGCUCCUGCUCUUGUAACAUCACAGGCAACAACAUUAUCUACGUUCCCGCCCACUAAUAAACUUAGUAAGAAUGUGCCAACAAAUGUACGAUCUCCUUUCCCAGUGUCGCUUCCCUUAGCUUAUCCUCAUCCUCAUUUGGCUCUGCUGGCUGCUCAAACUAUGCAACAGAUUCGGCAUCCUCGCUUACCCAUGGCCCAGUUUGGAGGAACCUUCUCACCUUCACCUAAUACCUGGGGACCAUUCCCAGUGAGACCUGUGAAUCCUGGCAAUGCAAAUAGUUCUCCAAAGCAUAGUAGUAAUACAGCCCGUCUACCUAACCAGAAUGGACCUGUUUUACCGUCUGAAUCUCCUGGACUAGCUACUGCUGGUUGUCCUAUCACUGUCUCUUCUGUAGCUGCUGCCAGUCAGCAGCUAUGUAUGACUAAUACCCGGACUCCUUCCUCAGUCAGAAAGCAGUUGUUUGCUUGUGCACCUAAGACCAGUCCUCCAGCAACAGUGAUUUCCUCUGUGACAAGCACUAGUAGUUCCUUGCCUUCUGUCUCCUCCAUAUCUACCACUAGUGGACAAGUUACCACCACAUUUAUGCCUACAACUACUCCUCAAGUCCAACUUUGUUCACAAAAAGUAGACUCUUUUUCUGUCAUACCUCCUCCCAAAGAGAAAGUGUCCACACAAGACCAGCCCUUGACAAAUCUAUGUACACCAUCUCCAACUGCAAACAGCUGUAAUAGCUCUGCCAGCAACACCUCAGGAGCUUCAGAAACUCGCCCAUCCAGUAGUUCUACUCCCCCCUCCAGUAAUAUACAAGAAGAGGGACAGCCAUCCAAUGUGUCUGAUUUAAAUCCUGUGUCAAUGCCUUUUGCCUCUAAUGCAGAACCUGCUCCAUUGACUUUGGCAUCACCCAGAUUGGUUGCUGCUGAUAAUCAGGACACUGGCAAUUUACCUCAAUUAGCUGUACCAGCACCUCGAGUUUCUCAUCGAAUGCAGCCCAGAGGUUCUUUUUACUCAGUGGUACCAAAUGCAACUAUACACCAGGAUCCCCAGUCAAUUUUUGUUACCAAUCCAGUUUCUUUAACACCACCUCAAGGCCCACCAGCUGCAGUGCAGCUUUCAUCAGCUGUGAACAUUAUGAGUGGUUCUCAGAUGCACAUAAACCCAGCAAACAAGUCUUUGCAGCCUCCAUUUGGCCCAGCCACACUUUUUAAUCACUUCAGUAGUCUUUUUGAUAGCAGUCAGGUGCCAGCUAACCAAGGGUGGGGAGAUGGUCCACUACCUUCGAGAGUUGCUGCAGAUGCCUCUUUCACCGUUCAGUCAGCUUUCCUGAGUAACUCUGUACUUGGACACUUGGAAAAUGUGCACCCUGACAACUCCAAGGCACCUGGCUUCAGACCGCCUUCACAGAGAGUUUCUAGUAGUCCAGUUGGGUUGCCAUCUAUUGACCCAUCAGGCAGUUCCCCAUCUGCUGCGGCUCCUUUGACAAGUUUCUCUGGCAUACCAGGGACAAGGGUUUUCCUGCAAGGGCCAGCACCUGUCGGGACUCCUAGUUUCAACAGACAACAUUUUUCUCCCCAUCCUUGGACAAGUGCCUCAAACACAUGUGACUCUCCUAUUCCAUCUGUUUCUUCGGGAUCAUCUUCACCUCUUUCAGCCACUUCUGCACCUCCAACAUUGGGCCAACAACCAAAAGGAAACAGUGCCAGUCAGGAUCGAAAGAUACCUCCUCCUAUUGGAACAGAGAGGCUGGCCAGGAUUCGGCAAGGAGGAUCUGUUACACAAGCCCCUGUAGGGACCAGUUUUGUUGCUCCUGUUGGACACAGUGGGAUCUGGUCAUUUGGUGUUAAUGCUAUGUCAGAAGGCUUAUCAGGUUGGUCACAAUCUGUUAUAGGGAACCAUCCAAUGCAUCAACAAUUAUCAGAUCCAAGCACAUUUUCCCAGCAUCAACCAAUGGAGAGAGAUGAUUCUGGAAUGGUAGCUCCCUCUAACAUUUUUCACCAGCCGAUGGGCCUGCCGAUCUCCAUGUAUGGAGGCACCAUUAUCCCCUCUCACCCUCAGCUUGCUGAUGUGUCAGGUGGCCCACUGUUCAAUGGACUUCAUAACCCAGAUCCUGCCUGGAACCCUAUGAUAAAAGUUAUCCAGAAUUCAACUGAAUGCACUGAUGCCCAGCAGGCCAGUGUGCUUUCUUCAGUCCCUGCUCUCAAGGGGGAAGUUCCAUCACCUCAACUAAUGAGACCAAAGAAGAGAAUUGGACAGCCAGGGGUGGCCUCUUCUAACCAGAGGGGGAUGGAGAGAGUACUCAGCAGUUAAGAGCACUGACUGUUCUUCCAGAGGACGCUGGUUCACCACAUGGCAGCUCACAACUGUCUGUAACGCCGAGCUGACACCCUCACACCGAAACACAUGCAGACUAAACACCGAUGCACAUAAAAUUUAAAAAAGAAAUAAAUUAUUUUAAAAAAUAAAAAGAAAGAAAACCUAGAAUUUGUUUGGGUUUUGUUCUCAUUUUGGCACUGCUGGGGAUCAAACCGGAACCUUGAGCGUACCACACAAGCACUCUACCAGCUGAGCUACUUCUUCAGCCCCUUUAGUUUUUCUGUUGUUUGCCUCACUAUGUGGACCAGGCUGGUCUCAAACUUGGGAUCUGCCUGCUUCUGCCUUCCCAGUGCUGGGGGGAGCAAAGAAGCAUGGCGCCACAUACAUCCCGCCCCUGGAGUUCUAUUUCUCAGUCUAUUUUGGUGAAUCACUUUAUUAUUAAAUAUUGGUGUGCUAUACAUUUUCUUGUUCUGCACCUUCUCAGAUGAUGCCAUCCCAUACUCUUGUAUUUCAUUUUAUUCCUAUCUAGACACAGUUUUCCCCUUGAACUUCCAGUUAUUUCAGCUCCUUACUCUAUUUUGUUACUCUGCACACAGUAUUCAUUCCUAAAUGUAAGACAUGCCCCUUUUUGUUUUCCCUUUUACAGUUACAGCUACCAAGACUCUCAAGCCAGGAGAUUCGAAGUUAGCUUAUCUCCAUUUUCCUUAGCCUGCCCUUGACCAGAUUACUUUAUCCUUCACCUUUAAAUUUUCAUUACAUUUAUUGGGGGGAGGGGUACGUGCAUGUCACCAUGCCUACAUAGAGAUUAGAGGACUGCUUGCAAGAAUUGGAUCUCUCCUUCCACUUAUAAAAGUUCCAAGGAUCGAACUUAUAUCAUCAGGCUUGACAGCAAGUGUCUUAGUUUGCUGAGCUAUCUCACUAGCCGAUACUUUGUCCUUCUGUGUAUCUGAAUUUCAUCCAUUUCUCUGUCUACAUUGCCACCGCCCAAUGAACUCAUCUUCAGUAUCACCAUCCUCCAUGCCCCCACUCUUAGCUACUUUCUCACUUUGCUUAAAAGUGAAAUUGUCAUUGGGUAGUGGUGGUGCAUACUGUGAUCCCAGCACUCAGGAGGCAGAGGCAGACAAACUCUCUGAGAGUUUGAGGUCAUCCUGGUCUACAGGAUAGCCACGGCUAAAACAGAAAAACCCUAUCUCAAAGAAACAAACAAAAGUGAAAUUGUCAGACAAUUACCCAGUCUGCUUAGACAUGCACCACUUUUUAAGAGACUCCAAUAUACCUUUUAAAGAAUAAUAAAAAUAAAUGUACACUUGUUACCUGAAAUGUGAUUCUGAAAACCUGCAGUUUCUGCAAUAACAGGAAUUGCCUGUCAUAUCACUGUGCUUAAGUAUUUUUUAAAAUUCAAUCUCAGCCAGGCUUGGUGGUGCAUUCCUUUAAGACCAGCACCCUUAGCAUGGUGGCACAUGCCUGUAGUCCCAGUACUGGGGGAGGCAGAAGCAGUAGGAUCUCUGUGAGUUCAAGGUUAGCCUGGUCUACAACACCUGGUCUAGGACACCCAAGGCUACACAGAGAAACCCUGUCUUGAAACAACAACAAAAAAGACCAGCAUCCUUAGAGGCAUAUAGAUCGCUGAGUUCAAAGCCAGUCUGGUCUAUAUACCAAGUUCCAGGACAGUUAGGACUGUAAGAUCCUGUCUAAAAAAUAAGAAUUUAAAAAAUUAAAUCUACUCUCUAACAAGCCUAUCUUUGAUGUUCCUUUCCAGAGCGCUAACUAGCUAAGCUUCCUCAUCCUCACCACGCCCUUAGUUAGCUGUGUCUGAUCAAAGGGCUGGCCUCUCUUGACUACAGCCUUCCCCUCCUCCAUUCCCUAGUUUACUGAACCUUAAGUGACAGUCACAAAGCCUCUGACCUUCCUGUUGUGCUCAAGGGCAGACCAUCUAAUGGCACUGUGACCAAAUUGCUAUCAGAGGCACCACAAAGCUAAGCUGAAGUCACUCAAGAGGGAGCCUGUCUUCCCCUCCUACAAGCUCUGAGGGCAUACUUUUACCAAAAAGCAUGGUUAAUAGUAAUGCUAUAUUACUCCUCACAACAUCCAGGUAUAACUAGUAAAUAAAUAAAUAAACUCAACAUCUCUCCGGUCUGUGCAGAUCCUGAGAGUUCCCUGGGCGGGUGGGCGGAGCCCUCAGGUUAAGGGGGCGGAGCCUUCAAGUUAAGUGACGGGCCAAUGGCCCUCCCCGGGUGUGACGUGCCCUAGUGUUGCCUCCUGCCACGCGCUACUGCUUAUAUCCCAGAAUUGUUUUCCGCGCUUUCAAGGCACCUGUUGUUA
Molecule: messenger RNA, 10210 nt
Organism: Meriones unguiculatus (Mongolian gerbil)
Lineage: Eukaryota; Metazoa; Chordata; Mammalia; Rodentia; Muridae
Gene: Ankhd1
Product: ankyrin repeat and KH domain containing 1
Exons: 35
Coding region: 161-7882 (2573 amino acids)
Biological process (GO): innate immune response
Cellular component (GO): cytoplasm
Molecular function (GO): RNA binding; protein binding
Source: RefSeq, a predicted model, not a curated record